ACCGCCAUCUUGGUUCUUUUCACCGAAGUAUUUUCUCUUCACUUCUUCAACCUUUCCUCCACUAGCACAGCCACAGGAACACAGACGUUAGAUAAAAAACAUCUCUCUGGAGAGAACUAAGUCCUUUUGAAGGCUAAUUUACCGCAAUAAUGCUGACAAAAUUUGAGACAAAGUCAGCUCGAGUAAAAGGGCUUUGUUUUCAUAGCAAGAGACCCUGGGUUCUUGCCAGUCUCCACAAUGGUGUUAUACAGUUAUGGGAUUAUAGAAUGUGCACUUUACUGGAACGAUUUGAUGAGCAUGACGGUCCAGUAAGAGGGAUUCAUUUUCAUGAUGUCCAACCAUUGUUUGUGUCUGGAGGUGACGACUAUAAAAUUAAAGUUUGGAACUACAAACAAAAACGCUGCCUUUUUACACUACUUGGCCAUCUUGAUUACAUAAGAACAACCUUCUUUCACCAUGAAUACCCAUGGAUUCUUAGUUGUUCUGAUGACCAGACUAUUAGAAUAUGGAACUGGCAAUCAAGAACUUGCAUAUGUGUUCUGACAGGUCAUAACCACUAUGUCAUGUGUGCUCAAUUCCAUCCAUCAGAAGAUAUGGUAGUGUCUGCUUCCCUUGAUCAAACUGUUCGAGUUUGGGAUAUCUCAGGGUUGCGCAAGAAGACUGUUGCUCCUGGUGCCAGUGGACUUGAUGAACAUCUCAAGAAUCCAGGCCACACUGACUUGUUUGGACAGUCAGAUGCUAUUGUCAAACAUGUCCUUGAGGGACAUGACAGAGGUGUUAACUGGGUCACUUUCCAUCCCACAAUGCCUUUGAUUGUCUCAGGCGCUGAUGACAGACAGGUCAAACUAUGGAGAAUGAACGAUUCCAAAGCCUGGGAAGUAGAUACCUGCCGUGGGCAUUACAACAAUGUCUCUUGUGUUCUUUUCCACCCUAGACAAGAGUUGAUGCUAAGUAACUCUGAAGACAAAAGUAUCAGAGUUUGGGACAUGUCCAAGAGAACUGGUGUUCAGACGUUUAGAAGGGAGCAUGAUAGAUUCUGGACAAUAGCUGCGCAUCCAACAUUGAAUUUAUUUGCUGCAGGUCAUGAUAGUGGAAUGAUAGUGUUUAAACUAGAAAGAGAACGACCAGCAUAUGCAGUGCAUGGAAAUACUUUGUAUUAUGUCAAGGAGCGAUAUCUUAGGAUGUAUGAAUUUGGAACUUCCAAAGAUGUCCCUGUCAUGCAAUUCAAAAGGAAUUCAUCUCGUACACCAGUUUAUUCAAUGUCUUACAAUCCAGCUGAGAAUUGUGUUCUAAUAUGCACUAAUGCUACAAACCCAGAAAACUGUGUUUAUGAGCUCCAUGCCAUCCCCAAACAAUCAGACAGCAACAACCCAGAAGUUUCAGAAGGAAAACGUGGAUCAGGUCUGACUGCUGUCUGGGUAGCACGUAAUAGAUUUGCUAUCUUGGACAGGACACACACACUCUUGAUCAAGAACCUGAAGAAUGAAAUCACUAAGAAAGUACCCACCCCAUCAUGUGAUAUGAUCUUCUAUGCGGGUACUGGCAGUUUACUUCUAAGAGAUCCAGACUCUAUUACACUAUUUGAUGUGCAGCAAAAAAGGUCUAUGGCAUCUGUCAAGAUCAAUAAAGUGCGUUAUGUUGUAUGGUCACCUGACAUGUCCCAUGUUGCACUUCUUAGCAAACAUGUUGUUGCUGUUUGCAAUCGUAAGCUUGAAUGCCUGUGCACAAUCCAUGAAAAUAUCAGAGUAAAGAGUGGAGCCUGGGAUGAGAGUGGUGUGUUUAUAUACACCACCAGUAACCAUAUUAAAUAUGCCUUGACAAAUGGAGAUCAUGGUAUCAUUAGAACACUUGAUCUUCCUAUUUAUAUCACUAGGAUCAAGGGAAGCAGUGUGUAUUGUCUAGAUAGAGAGUGUAAGACUAGAGUACUUGGAAUUGAUCCUACGGAGUUUAAAUUCAAACUUGCUCUUAUCAACCGUAAAUAUGAUGAGGUACUACAUAUGGUAAGGAAUGCCAAGCUUGUUGGUCAGUCAAUCAUCUCUUAUCUUCAAAAGAAGGGAUAUCCUGAGGUUGCACUUCACUUUGUGAAAGAUGAAAAGACGAGGUUUGGUCUAGCACUGGAGUGUGGUAAUAUCGAGGUUGCAUUAGAAGCUGCCAAAGCUCUAGAUGACAAGGCAUGCUGGGAACGACUGGGUGCUGCUGCUCUGAGACAGGGAAACCAUCAGGUUGUAGAAAUGGCCUACCAAAGGACUAAAAACUUUGACAAGCUGUCUUUCCUGUAUCUCAUCACUGGAAAUGUGGAAAAACUGCAGAAAAUGCAGAAAAUUGCUGAAAUUCGUAAAGACAUGAGUGGCCAGUACCAUAAUGCUUUGUACACUGGAGAUGUGGAAGAAAGAGUUAAAAUCUUAAAAGCCCUUGGACAAGGACCUCUAGCGUACUUGACAGCCGCCACUCAUGGAUUAGCUGAGGAAGCUGAAGAUGUGAAGUCUACCUUUGAACUGGAGGCAGAUAUGAUCCCUAAGGUUAAUCCAAGCUCCAAGCUACUACAGCCUCUUGUACCAAUCCUACAAAAUGAAGGCAACUGGCCUCUGCUCACAGUCAGCAAAACCUUCUUUGAGGGAGCUAUGUCUGCUAAAGCUGGUGGUGCAUCUGCUAUGGCUGCUGUAGAUGACUCUGGUGAGGGUGCUGGUGAAGGAUGGGGAGAAGAUGCAGAACUUAUUAUUGAUGAUGAAGGUGGUUUUGGUGGAGAUGAUGCUAUUGAAGGCAUUGGGGAUGAUGAGGAAGGUGGUGGAUGGGAUGUUGGAGAUGAUGACUUGGAAUUACCUCCUGAUUUGGAUGUUGGUGGACCUGAUAUACCAUCAGGGGAAGAAGGAUAUUUUGUACCACCAACAAAAGGAACCAGUCAAGCCCAGAUAUGGUGCAACAAUUCACAUCUUCCUGCUGAUCAUGUUGUUGCUGGCUCAUUUGACACUGCUAUGAGGCUUCUUCAAGAACAGAUUGGUGUUGUGAACUUUGAGCCUUUUAAGUCACUGUUCAUGUUAGCUUACUCAAGGUCAAGAACCGCUAUCAUAGCAGGUCCAGCUUUACCUAACUUAUUUGGCUUUCCACACAGAAACUGGAAAGAGGCUGGAGGAAAGGGCGGUUUACCAGCAGUUGGGCUUAAGCUGAGUACACUUGUACAGAGAUUACAGGCAGCAUACCAGUUAACAACUGGAGGGAAAUUCCAGGAAGCCAUUGUCAAGUUACAGGAGAUACUGCUAAGUGUACCACUAGUGGUGGUGGAUACCAAGCAAGAAAUCAGUGAAGCUCAACAGCUUGUUGGUAUCUGUAAGGAAUACAUCUUGGGAUUACAAAUGGAGAGUAAGAGAAAAGAACUGCCUAAGAGUAAUCUUGAAGAACAAAAGCGUAUAUGUGAGAUGGCAGCAUACUUUACUCACUGCAAUCUUCAACCAGUUCAUCAGAUUCUUACUCUCAGGACUGCACUUAACCUCUUCUUUAAGCUAAAGAAUUAUAAGACUGCUGCUUCGUUUGCYCGCCGGUUACUUGAGCUGGGACCUCGACCUGAUGUAGCUACUCAGACUCGCAAGGUUCUACAAGCUUGUGACAAGAACCCUACCGAUGCUCACAAAUUACAGUAUGAUGAACUUAACCCAUUCGCUAUCUGUGGCUCAUCCUAUAAACCUUUGUACAGAGGUAAACCACAGGAAAAAUGUCCCCUUUGUCAGACAAGUUACUGCCCUGAGUUCAAGGGAACUGUUUGCAAAAUCUGCAAAGUUGCUGAAGUUGGCAAGGACUCWAUUGGACUUAGAAUCAGUCCAAUCCAAUUCCGCUGAUAAACAAAUACUACAAAGAUUUAUAAUAAAUAGCUGGUUUUUAAUUYUGUGAGAAAGACAUUGAAACACCAUCGUAAGUUUUCAAGUAACAAAGACUUGGAUGAGGGAAAUGGUUGUUGAAGUACAGGAAAAAAGAAUGGAGAAAACAUAGAAUCAAGACAACACACAAAUGAAAUGUAGUAGGGUGAAAUUGAUGUUGCUGUUAAGACUCCUCAAUUCACACAAUAUAGGAUUUAUGAUUACCUUAUAAUUGCCCUUAAACCRUGGCGCUACUUCAGCUAGGAACAAUCCCAUCUUUUGAACAAGAUAUUCAAUAACAUCAUACUUCAAGUAUGAUCUAACAUAUACUGAGCCAAUCACAUUUGACAAAUGUGAAUUYCCUAACCUGACUGGGUAGCAUUGUUAUCCAGUUCAUGUUGUCCCAGUCGACGUAGUUGCUGUGUGAUAUGUGAUAUUAAUAUUAGAAACAAUGUCUUAAAUUAGUAAGUAACACACAAACUCUACCGUCCCAAUCUUAUAUAACCUCCUGACACUACUUACGUUGUAUAUGGAGACAGCAGUUUAUCUUAGAAACCCUAACUCUCUACUUUUAUGUGAUAUACAAGUAGCUUAUAAAUUUGUCAUACAGUAGGUAUUAGUAAUCUAUCAAUGGUAUUUACAGAAUAAAAAUAAAACUGAAAGAAUUUAA
Exaiptasia diaphana is the source of this 4518-nucleotide messenger RNA. RefSeq names its product coatomer subunit alpha. Gene Ontology annotation, molecular function: structural molecule activity; protein binding. Gene Ontology annotation, biological process: intracellular protein transport; endoplasmic reticulum to Golgi vesicle-mediated transport; intra-Golgi vesicle-mediated transport. Lineage: Eukaryota; Metazoa; Cnidaria; Anthozoa; Actiniaria; Aiptasiidae. Gene Ontology annotation, cellular component: COPI vesicle coat. The transcript has 35 exons. Bases 150 to 3830 code for a protein of 1226 amino acids. The record is from RefSeq and is a predicted model, not a curated record.